CGUGGCGACACAUACUAACUAACAUACUAGUUACAUACAACUUCUUCCUAAACUAUGCCAGUGUGUAGAAAGUAGUCGGGAGUAUCUAUAACUACAUACACGAAAUUAUACUUCUUGAAUCGGUAACGAGUUAUACGGGUGUAUACCAUCAUUUGUAAACUGUACAUGUCACUCGUCAGUUGUGUGUGGUCCGUCCGAUCUAUUCGAAAACAUAAACGAGAAAAAAUAAUUGGUUCAACACGCAUACUCUCUUAUUCGAUAGCUACCACUCACAGGUUCAACCGUAAUAGCUUUAUCCAAAUAUAUAGGUAUAUGGAUAACCACCAGCUCAUUAAUCUCGAGAGGCUUUCACUGUACAUUGCCGAAUACUAAAUCUAUAGGCCGCACUACAGGAGGACAAAUCCCACUCAAUUUUUCGUAGCGAAUAUAGGUAUAUACACUUAUAGAUCUCAAACGCCGGUUUAUACACACAGUAAUCCCUGUAAUACUUUAAGCAACUCGCCAAGUGCCAUAUACAAGGUCACAUAAUGGGGACGGUUGCUAUGUGGUUGGGACGUGAUAAAGAUAGGCUCCUGUCAUUAGUGACGUUGAUAACAGUGUGCUAUAUCGCAUACACAUAUGUAUUUCAAGAUCAACCGCUAUCUCAUAUCGCACGCAUAGACGCAGAGAGGCCAAAUAACAGCCCAAAAGAAGGUCUCAGUUACCGUACUGAUGCCGACAGUGGGAAUGGCGGGGUAGAGCUGUUAAGCACGACUAAGCAUGCAUUGACUGCCGAUGCUAAGCUGGCGAGUGAACGGUUAUCUGAGGAGAGUAGGAGUCAGAGCGGAGGCAAGGACAGCCAAAUCAAAGCCGUUGCGCAUGCGGAUGAAGAGGGGGAACCCGGAAUGAACAGAAAUCUCGGCAACGAUGCCGAGUUAAAUACACAGCAGAGCGCUAUGGUUGUGGAUCAUACCAAGGAUCCGGCGUAUAUCAAAGCACUGUUUGAGCCAACGGUAAUUGCGCAUGGCGAGCAAUUAGACAAGGACUGUGCGACUGAGGUUGACUGGGGGUUGGUCGAGGAUUCGCGGAAGCGGUUGCGGGAGUUGUGCGUACCCCGAAAAGGCGAUACAUAUCUGGAGGAUAAGGAUAUCAUGGGCUCGAUGGAGAAGUCACACAUCCGGUGCACCAGCCCAGGCCAGGGGCAUGCGUUAAAGCCACUGAGAAUGUGUGAGAUGCGCAAUGUGGCGGUCGAUUGGACCAAGAUGGCUCGACCAAUCAGGGCCAAGCCUGAGGAGCCUACGAAAGUCAAUACGGACAUCAGAGACCAGCACCUGCCCUUGGAUUGGAAGACCUCUCCGGCGUUUACUAUGAAGCCAGGUGUGCUGAGUGCCGACUGCGAGUUGGACACGGACCAUGGCAACCAGACCCUGGGGUUACUGGUGGGGCUGGACAAGAAUCAGGGCGGGAAGGCCGCGCAACUAAUCAGAGCUACGUCCCUGAAGGGGAAGAACUUUGUCAAGGCAAACACGUACGAGCUGAGUAUGGGUGAUGUGUGCACAGAGAUCAACACGGUGCCGCACACCCUGAUGACUGUGGCGCGGCGGGAUGACCACUGCCCGUUCUUUGCCUUCUCGGUGCUGUUGAACGCCUUCUGGACCACGCAGGUGUUUAACCUGGACGCUCGCGAGGUUCAGAUUAUGUUCCUGGACAGGGGCCACAAUUCAGACCUUGAACUGCCCUUAAACGAUAUGUGGCAAGCGUUCUUCCCGAAUCACGACAUCUUAUUCGACGGACGGCAUGUGGAGGACAAAGAGAGGCCCGGUAUUUCCUGUUACAAGCACCUGAUCUCGCUCCCCUCAGAGUAUGAGGGCCCCAUUAUGAAUCACCUGUCCAACGGCCAGAAGUGCAAGGACAGUAACCUGGUCAAGGAUUUCAGGACCGCCAUGCUGAAGACCAUGCAGAUUAAAGACCCGAGGGAGACGACGGAGCGCAAGAAGCUGUCGUUCAUUGUGCGCAGAGAUGUGGUUGGCGACGAAAGUACCGGCAAAAGCGAGCGCAAGGUGUUUCGCAAGUUUGCCAACGAAGUAGCUGUGAUAGCCGCACUAGAGCAGCAUGCACAAAAGCAUGCGUAUGAUUUGUCCGUAGUCGACCUGGCGGAUAUACCCCUGGCUGAGCAAGCACGCAUGUUUCACGACGCAGAUGUGGUGAUAGCGUUCCACGGAGCCGGGCUGGUCCAAACCUUGUUUAUGGGUGCAGGGCAGACCCUGAUUGAGAUUAUGGAGCAGCCCAGACAUAGGUAUAGUUUCCAAGCGAUAUGUGGGUAUGUCGGAGCGGGUUAUCGUAUACUGCGAACUUCGGGGGCAAUUGAUGUACAGGAAUAUACGGUUGACCCUGAUAUGCUCCUGGAGGAGAUUGACAAGGUUAUGUAUCCGGUACCCAAAAAGUACAGGUUGCUGUAGAUAGACCUAAAUAUAUAUAGAUAUAUUUACAUAUGCACACUACGCUACAAUAAAUUAAAGUAAAAUAUACCGCUCCCU
Molecule: messenger RNA, 2516 nt
Organism: Sphaeroforma arctica JP610
Lineage: Eukaryota; Ichthyosporea; Ichthyophonida
Exons: 1
Coding region: 528-2438 (636 amino acids)
Molecular function (GO): glycosyltransferase activity
Source: RefSeq, a predicted model, not a curated record